Molecule: messenger RNA, 2932 nt
Organism: Rhopilema esculentum
Lineage: Eukaryota; Metazoa; Cnidaria; Scyphozoa; Rhizostomeae; Rhizostomatidae
Source: RefSeq, a predicted model, not a curated record
CCUGUAAAAAGAACCUAAAGUCUAAAGACCAAACUUUCCUCGCAUUCAGAUGUCAAAACAGAGGGAAAAUGAAUUCGAAGAGCUUAUUAUCAUCAAACGGAAAAUGAAGCAAUUGGAGCAAGAGUUGAUGGUUGAAAAACGCUUGAAGCUCGAAGUCAAACAGAGCAAAGAAGAAUGUCAGGCUGAGAUUGACGAACUGCUGUUAGAAAAUGAAGAAAUCAAAAAGAAGUUGAGAAAAUAUCAUCAUGAUCUUGAACGACUUCAUGACGAAAACAGGUCUCUUGUCUCCGACUAUAACUCCAUGAUGGACAGAAGUGAAGUCAUAGAAGCAGAACAACAGCUCAAUUUGAUGCAAGAACUCAUGGAGGAAAAAUUUCAAGAGGUGAGAGCUGAUUUUGGUAAUGAAAUUGAAAGAUAUCAAUUCGAAGCUAAAGAAUUCAAGCAAAAGUUUGAGCAAACUGCUGCAGAAUUAGAAAAAGCUCAAUCUGAGUUGGAAGCUGUUGUUCUGUACAGACAAGAUGAUAUUGACAGACUUUUAAAAGAAAAACAGGCCCUGAAAGUCGACCUUAAGAGCAAAAAGGCAAAACUGCAGUGCUUAGAAGCUUUGAAUGGUGAGCUAAAAAGCAAUCUGAAAGAAAAGGAAAGUCAGCUAAGCCAAUUUCAAAACUUCACCAGCUACGAAGACGGCAAUGGGCAGCUAGAUGCCUCUGAGACACUAAUUUUAGAGAAAUGCAGGGAGAUCGAGCAACUGCAUAUAAAAGUAGAGGAACCACAAGACAUAAAUCCUGACAAAGAAACAUUAAAGCUUAAAGAAGAGUUGAAUCAAUUGAAGAAAGAUCAACUAGUCAAAAAAGGGGAGAUUGAAGACCUUAAUAAGAAAAAUGAAGAGUUGAGACAACUUUUGAAAGAGCUUCAAGGAAAACUGCUCCAUGAAGAAUUGAGCCACGAGGAGAAUGUGAAAUCAACAAAAGAGCAAGAAAGAAAAUUAGAAACAAGUCUUGCCGAAUUUGAGCAGGAGAACAUUUCCUUGAAAAGAAAAUUAACAGAUGCAGAGGUUCAAGCACAGGCCUACUCAAAACAGAACUCACAGAGAAAGUUGACAACAGCAUCGAGCGGGAGAAGUUUCAAUCAGUCAUGGAUCAACUCGAUAAUCAAAGCUCUAAAAUCGAAGACAUCUUUGAAAGAAAUACAGGAAAAUACCAAGGUAACAACAGCACCUUUGACUGAAGAGAACAAAAUACUUAAGGAUGACCUUGCAAAAUCACUUGAUGAAGUUGCUGCACUUAAGGCUCAGAUUAUCAAGUUGGAGAAAGAUCUCGAAGCAAAGAAACAAGAAGCAACAGAGCGUUCGAAAGAUAUCAAGGAAAAGAUUAAGACCUUUGAAAAAGAGAAGGUGUCUGCCAAAGGCCAAGUAUCAGAUCUAAUGAAAAAGAUCGAGCAAAUACAGGCAGAUAUUCACACCAAGGAACAAAAUCAUCAAAUAGAAAGUCAAAAAUUAAAUGAGCAGAUUCAACAAGCAAGGUCACAAGAAAAGAAGCUGGUGGUGGACAACAUCAAUCUUAAGGAAAAGCUUGAUAUGGAAACUGAGAUUGUUAAGGAUCUGGAUAAAACAAUCCAAAAGCUACAAGAAGAAAACAGAGAGGAAGACGCUGCCAAAUCUUCGAUAGCGAAAAUAAAUGGUCGCGUUACUGAGUUAGAAAGCAGCUGCUCAAAUUUGAAAGCAGAGUUGAAAUCAAAAAAAGAAGAAAUUAGACAGUCUUAUGCAAAGCAAGCUGACCUGUUUAAGAAGAUCAAAGACCGAGAAAAUAUGUGUGACAUGCUUGAGAAAAAGCUUUCUGCAACAGAAGAGCAAGCAAAACAAGAAAAAAUGCAUUGGCAAAACAACUCUAAGAAAGAUUUGGAGCAAGCUAAAUCAACAAUUGAUGAGCUGACAAAAAGCAAAGAAGAACUGCUUACUGAAAACAUGAAACUGAAAGAACAAGUCGCUAGUUGCGAGCAAAAACAGAAGCAUCGCAUAACUGUUGCUGGAAAGGAAAACGAGCUAUCUGAAAAACUUCGAGAGCUGUCUAUGAAACUUGAAGAGAUGAAGGAAAGAGAAAAGCUAAUCCAGAAGCAUAAUUAUGAGAUUAAGAAGACACUUGAUGCAAAAGAUCUUCAGCAACAGAAACUGGAAGAUAAAGUUAAAGUCCUCAAUUUAAAGCUGGAAGCUAAGAAAGGUGAGGAAAAUGAGGCCAUAUCUAGCAUGGAUGCUUUGAAGAAAGAAGCUGAGGACUGGCAAAGAAAAUUUGAUGAUCUUGCCUCUACCUUGUCCGAUACUGAAGCUAACAUAGAGAUGAUUGCUAAAAGGUCAGCAGCAAAAGAGAAAGAUUUGGAGGCACAGAAGCAACACAUAAAGGAAGAACUUGAAACUGCCAAAUUUAAGCUGAAAGAAAAAGAGGCAGAACUGCUUUUGAUGCAGAAAAGAAGUGAAAACAACGAAUUGUUGUCUAAAAUGGUUGAUGAAAGGGCAGAAGAAUUAAAAGCAAAAAAUCAAAGUAUCCAGCAGCUUGACAAGGAGAACAAAAAAUUAGUCGAUGAGACGAAAAAGUUGCAACGAAUAGUUACUGAAUUAAAGAGGAAGACAAAAGAGCUUGAAACAGACAACAAUGAGUUGAAACAAGGAAAGGGAGUCUUCGAAAAGCAGCUGGAGAAGCAAAAGACAACAUCUCGGAUUCUCAAGAACACAGAGAACGAUUUAGAGAAAGCAUAUGAUGAGAUUCACGAGCUGAAAUCCGAGAAAAAAGAAUUGCUUUUAAAAUGCGAGCAGCUUCAAACAACACUCAGUCAAAUGGAGAAUCACCAGACAGUUGAAACUGAAAAGUAAGUCAGAAUAUAGUGCUUUAAAGAUGUCUAUAAAUGUAUUCUUUAGACUUGCUUUAUAUUCAUGAUCUUU